AUGAAGGUCGAAACUGCAGCAGUCGCUCUCCUCUUCGCGACGAGCUCGCUCGCCGCCCCGAGGGCCAGACUGUCCGAGAAGACACUCAAAGAAGACCCGGACUUCGGUCUUUGCAUCCCAACCAUGAAAUUCGAAGGUGGUCUCGGCGGACGGUCUGCUGGCGACUUCACCUUCCUCCCCACCGACCCAUUGUGCGCUCGUGGCCAGCAAGAGGCAUUGAACCCAAACAUCAUCACCAACAGAAUCUGUGAUCAACUCAGCACGGCUUGCAACGCCAACGAGGCGGCCAAGGAGCUCUGCCGUGACGCUCAGGCCAAGAUCCGAACACUGGGAACACGCAACAAGUCGACCGCCGAUACCUGGAAUACUCUCCUCGGCUUUGGAGGAGCUCUGACCAACCCCGACGGGGGACUGUCGGAGCCAGGCUUCAGGAGCAAAGACCUCAAGAUCAAGCGAGAGGAGGUCACCACGAUCGAACGGCGCUUUAUCGAGUGCCGAACCGAUGUCUGGCUGGACGAUUGCAACGGCUGGUCUGCGCCUGAGCCUGUUGUGAAGCGAGAGGUCAUCGAGCCCGCCCCGGAGCCAGUCGUCAAGCGUGAAGCCGAACCCGAGCCCGAGCCCGAAGCAGCUCCCACACCUGCUGCUGAGCCUGCCGUGGUCAAACGAGACGUUGAAGCCGCGCCCGUCGAGAACAAGGCCAAGCGUGCCAUUGAAAACUUUGUCGAGUGCAGCACUGAUGUCUGGCUUGACAACUGCAACGGCUGGCCUUGA
Messenger RNA from Exophiala spinifera, 771 nucleotides. RefSeq lists its product as uncharacterized. Lineage: Eukaryota; Fungi; Ascomycota; Eurotiomycetes; Chaetothyriales; Herpotrichiellaceae. Bases 1 to 771 code for a protein of 256 amino acids. The transcript has 2 exons. The record is from RefSeq and is a predicted model, not a curated record.